Molecule: messenger RNA, 2755 nt
Organism: Vitrella brassicaformis
Lineage: Eukaryota; Vitrellaceae
Source: the annotation of a GenBank genome assembly
GUGGAUUUGCGAACAUUCAUUGGGCGUAGGAGGCCACGCCGUUGAUGCCGCAUGAGGCAACGAAGGCAACAUCUCGAGGGCCGGCCAUGAGUGAGGCGGCUCCGAAGCGGCGGAGGACGGCGACGGACGGCGAGGGUGCAGACGGGGAGGCCAAGGCGGACGCCAACAGCCCGCAGCAGCAGGGCACUGCACUGCACACUAUAGACGUAGAGGCCUUUGCACAGCGCUUCAGCCAAAUCGUAAGUCAAUGCCAGGGGAAGCAAGCAACACAGCACUCACUCUGAUCUUUCUUCUCUGGGUGGUCUGGUAUGGUGUGCGCGUUGCUCAUUCAGGCUGCUGUGGUGGGGUACGUCUUCUCGUUCUUGUCACUGCACCUGGUAGCGCAGCUGCCCCAGCGGCUGUGGCGUCAUGUCGGCGUACAGAUCACGCGGCUGACGGUCGACUUCUACGACACGGAUGAGCGUCGCUUCUGGUGCCGCCUGUCGUUCGCUGACGCCUUCGCGUGGGGGCGGCGCCUCAGGCAGCUCAAGCACAUGGCUCUCCGCUAUCCCAGCCACGUGCCCCACUUGUCUCUCUACAAUGCGGGUCUGCACUCGACGGUGAGGGACACCCUGACGGCAGUGGUCGAGGGGCACUGUGAUGGGUCAAAACCGAACGCCACUCUCGAGUCCAUCGAACUCAUCCCCCCUGACGCACAAGGUGCCCCGAGCCCGUGAGAUGUGUUUGCAAGUGAAUACGUACUUCUAUGCGUGCACACGUAGGUGGUCACGGGAGCGAGUUUCUACGGAGCAUCGACGCGGACGAGAUGCAACAAGUGACAGCCAUUGGAAGGGACUUCAACUUGACCCAUUGGAAGCCCCCUGAGGUCGAUCCUCCCCCUACUACGCUCGCGUCUCUCACCUCCAUCACGGGCGUCGAAAUGGAUGCCGCACGCAGCUCGAGUGACCGCAUCUGUCCCGGCAGCGGGCGGCAGUGGGACAUGCCGUCGCUCGAGAGGGUGUGUGAUUUCCCGGUCAAGGUGCCGUUGGUCCUCGACCUGUACACCAUCCUACAUGCCGGAUGGACGGGGAGACGUUGGGAGAGCUGGUGGCGACGUCACGACGCUUGAGGGAGCUGGAUGUGUGGAUCGAUCCCGAUGAGUUAGCUGAUGCAUUGGAGGCCAUCCCCGUGCCAGCAGAGGGCGGUGGGCAGUCGGGCCCUCUCUCGCGGCUCGAGCACAUCGGCACUCUCACCUUUGGUUCCGGUGAUGGUCCUUUCAGCGAAAAGUGGGCCCUCAGCAUCGGCGAAUGGACGGCCGCAUUGCAGCGCUUGCAGGUGUGUGCGACGGGAGGCAGGCAAUAUCAGUUCGCAAUGGUCAUGCGCUGCCCUCACGGUUUCUGCAGACGGUUCUUGUCGAUCGUGGGUGCCGCUCCAUCAAGAUGCUGAAUGUGCGUUUUGAGUCUGAUGUCUACUUCCAUAUCUUCGCGGCCCUGUCGGCCAUCGAGACCUUCACGCGCACCGUGUGUCUUAGCCCCGACAUCCCAGUCAACAUCACCGAGAUGCCACUUGUGGACGACUUUGAAACCUUCUUCGACAUGUCCCUCCUAUGUGCCGUCCCCACUCGCCCGUCUCCCUCCCCCUUUGUCCAGAGGCACCUCCAGCAGCUGGCGGCCGACACACUGAAGGCGUGCUUUGUCGUCCGUCCCGAACACUUCACCGACCCCCUCGACACGCCAAACACUUCACCGACCCCCUCGACACGCCAAGCCCCGCUGCAGCCGCCCUUGCCCAGUCCAUGACAUUCCUGAAGGCGGAGCAAGUGCAGGUCUUCAAGCAUGACGGUGGAGACUGGCAUCCUGACGCUCAGGCCGAGCCGCCCAAUCCCGCUGUGGUCGACCAGCUGCCCGACGGCGCAUUCCCCGCCGCAUCACAACUCUAUAUCUGCUGGAGGGAGGGCCAUGUGGUCGGCAAGAAGCUGGCGUCGAGGAUGCCGGCGCUGAGAGAGAUCGAGGUGCGUGAGGCAAUGGAGGCGGAUGCGGUGGGCGUGCUGGAAGCAGUGGGCAAGGCUGAGCAUUGCGGCGCUUUGAGGUCUUCGUUAUGCAGGCUGUGAGCGAGGAAGGGCUGCGGUGGGGAGACAGAGCUGAGGAGCUGCCGACCAUCGAACGGCUGCAUAUGUGCGUUGACGGUGAGCUGCAAAAAGUGUCUUUGAUGUACUCCGUCCCUACUGUCUUCUCUUCACUUCAGUACCUCACGACUUGGGCGAUGGCGAAGCCGCUGGCGAGUUCGGCAUCUCUUGUGUGCCGUCUCUGCUCAAGAUCCGCGGCCUCAAAGAGCUCAAGUUCUGGCUGUUGCCUUCCGCUGCCUUCAAGCGGCUGGUGGAGGAGCGCACACACGGCGACAAGAUCGAGGGCCUCCCUGGACGCUUCGGGACAAUCAAGUGGACGGCAGGGAUGAGUGUGGCAUGCCUGGAGCUGAAGCCAAAGCCCAUCUAGGUACGGCGCGACCAUGCUGUUUGUGUGGCGCCGUGUCGGGCCCUUAUUUGUUUUUUUUGGUGUCGGUGAGUGAGUGUCGCCGUCACUGACAGCAAAGUGCAUUGCCAAAUCAGUAGCGGUGGUGCUAGGUUGCACUUUACUUUGUUAUUGUAGGGUGGCGUGUGGUGCGCGUGGGGUGCGAUGGGCUGACUGCCUUGCCCACUUGUUUGUCGCUGCCUGCUGACUGCCUCGAUAUCGUGCUUUCCAUGUGCUGCAUGAUCUGCAUGACAUGCUGACAUGCUGAU